This is a messenger RNA of Clunio marinus, 853 nucleotides long. Lineage: Eukaryota; Metazoa; Arthropoda; Insecta; Diptera; Chironomidae. The record is from the annotation of a GenBank genome assembly.
UUCAAACGGUUUUUUUUUGUCUCUAAAAAUGAUUAGUAAUAAAGUUUUUAUAAUUUUCCUUUUCAUUGCUGUCUUUGCAAAAUCAGUUAAGACUGGAGGAGAUUCCUUUUACUCUGAUUCCGCAGUUGGCCAAUCAAUACCAGAUGAAACAAGUGACCCAUCAGCAGACGAUUCAUCAAUAAAUGAAUCUAUUCCUUCAAGUGAGGAAGAGGAAAGUGAUUCCCUUUCAACAAGUUCUCCAGAAAACGUAGGAAGAGAAGGAAGAAGAGGGAAAACAGGAAAAACAUCUGGCAAUAAAUCUCGAAAUGAUAUGAAGAAUACAAGAAAAAAUCAAAAUAAGCCUCAGAUGAGACGUCAAAAUCUGAAUGGCCUUCAGGAAAAGGAAAUAGAGAGAUUAUCUGAUGAUAGUCCUUUAUUAGAUGUUGAUUUAGAUGAAUAUGCUACUGAAAACCUUGAUGAAGGAAGUAAUGGACCGUUUGAUGACGUUAUCAAAGAAGAAGAUGAAGAAGAUGACAAUAAUCUACCUAUAUAUAUGGAGAGUACAAGAAAAAGUCAAAAUAAGCCUCAGAUGAGACGUCAAAAUCUGAAUGGCCUUCAUGGAAAGGAAAUAGCGAAAAUAUCUGAUGAUAGUCCUUUAUUAGAUGUUGAUUUAGCUGAAGAUGGUACUGAAAACUUUGAUGAAGGAGGUGAUGGUCAGUUUGAUGACGUUAUCAAUAAAAAUAAUGCAGAAGAUGACGAUAAUCUGCUCAUAAACAUCGAAGCAGCUGAAGCAGAUAGUGGGAAAGAACAUGCACCUGGUCGAUUACUUGAUUUAAACUUAGUCCCCGGAGGUACUGGUCACGGGCUUGUGUGA